Molecule: messenger RNA, 21033 nt
Organism: Lymnaea stagnalis (great pond snail)
Lineage: Eukaryota; Metazoa; Mollusca; Gastropoda; Lymnaeidae
Source: the annotation of a GenBank genome assembly
CGCGAUAGGUUUGUGGCAGUGAAAUCAAGUUGAUAGUUUUUAUUGUCGUUUUUUUUUUUUUUGAGCGGGGGCGAAAAUCAAGUUGACAAUGUAGUGUGAUAAAUGAAGUUGAUAAGUGUGUAGGAGUCAAUUUCACCACAAUCUCAGCACAGUUGACACUGACCAAAAGUCACUUCUAAUCAAAUGGCUUCAGUGUGUUCUCAGACGUGGUGACUACCUCCCCCAGAUACCCGCCCAUGCACUGGAUUCAACGGCUCGACUCCUUUUCUUGAAUGUUGGUAAGUUUUAUUCCUUUACAUAACAGUCCAUUACAGUGGGGGGGGGGGGCGGGUGUUGUUGGGGGGAGGCCGGCUUGGUCAGGGGCAUCAAAGGUGUGGAUCUUUACAGCAAUCUUAAAAACAACAAAAUGGGGAUAAGGAGACUUAAAAAGGUCGUCUGCGAGUCCACACCUUUUCAUAAAUACAAUGGAAUCAAACCUCCGAUGAAAAAAACUUUUGGGCUAUGAUUGUUGGAAUGAGGUUUUGUUGUAUGUCGGUCGUUCAACAAUUAAUCAUUGGCAAAAAGUUUUUGAUCUGAAAUCAUUUUACUAACGAAAUUUAAAAAAAAGAAAAAAAAAGUUCUAUUUUCGUUUCAAAUAUUUAGAAAUCCCUUCUGUGGUGGAUAAACUAGAAACCGUACCCACUGCCCACGAAGACCGGAGAUCCAGUGACGGAACCAGAAGAGGCGUCACGACCUACCACGUGACCCACCCGAUCGCCUCUCUCUCGUAAAGCGUAGAGGGAAUGUAAGAUUACGGGGCCUGGUCAGGUCUUUCAUCUACCCGACGUCAGGUCUUUCAUCUACCCGACGUCAGGUCUUUCAUCUACCCGACGUCAGGUCUUUCAUCUACCCGACGUCAGGUCUUUCAUCUACCCGACGUCAGGUCUUUCAUCUACCCGACGUCAGGUCUUUCAUCUACCCGACGUCAGGUCUUUCAUCUACCCGACGUCAGGUCUUUCAUCUACCCGACGUCAGGUCUUUCAUCUACCCGACGUCAGGUCUUUCAUCUACCCGACGUCAGGUCUUUCAUCUACCCGACGUCAGGUCUUUCAUCUACCCGACGUCAGGUCUUUCAUCUACCCGACGUCAGGUCUUUCAUCUACCCGACGACAUUUCUGAACACUGUUGGGGACUAAAUUCUGAGUGAGCGAGCGAAAAAGACAUUCUACGGGGAUAUUUUAUUUAAGAUUGGUUCGUUUCUUUAAAGGUAUGGUUUUUUAGAAAUAAAAAGAAAAACGUUUGUCUACCUUUUUCAAGAUAAGAUAAGAUAAGAUAAGAUAAGAUAAGAUAAGAUAAGAUAAGAUAAGAUAAGAUAAGUUAUUUACUUUCACGAUAUUUAAAAAAAAAAUAAAUGAAUAACAAGUAAGAACAAUUAAUUCAGCCUGCAUGUUAUAGUUUAUGGAAUGGUGACGUUGCCAGUUGCGAUUAUGACAUAAUUUAUGUGGUGGUUGUCGCUGUUGCUUUAUUGGCUGAGUUAUGUUUAGUUGUUUUGUUGUAAUCUUCUGGACAUGCGUUCUCGGUUUUUUUGUUGUUUUUUUUUUGUCUGAUAAGAAAAAACUUUUCAUGUUGUUUUUUGUUUUUUUUUUCUUGUCAUAGACUUUAAAAAAAAAAUGUUUUGUGAAAAUAAUAGAUUUUAUUUUCCCCAUGGAGUUUUAAAAUAUACCAAAUAAAAUAUUAAUUUGAAUAAAGCAAGAAAGUAGGUCAAGGUACGUUUCAUUAAUGAUUAAAUUCAAAUGAAGGUCUGAAACUCCGUUUCCUCAAAUUUGAUCAAAAGAAAUUUCGUCGACGGUAAAAAUGAUCGACGGUAAUUUGAUCGAACGGAAAUUUGGUCGAAUCUUUUUUUUUCUUCUUCAGUUUUAGUUUAAAAUGUUGCUUCAAAUUUCUUUUUGAACGCAUUAUUUUGUUUUACUCUAUAGUAUGAUGCGUUCAAAAAGAAAUUUGACGCAAAUUUCAAUGUGUGAACUGAACAAAGAUUCUAACCAAAUUUCCGUUCGAUCAAAUUUCCGUCGAUCAAUUUCCCGUCGACGAAAUUUCUUUCGAUCAAAUUUCCGGUAACUCUGAAAUUCUGUUUUACAAAAAAAAAAAAAAAAAAAAAAAAAAAAAAAAAAAGGGCUGUUACAGACUUCUCUGUCUCCUUAGGGAAAAUAUGGAUCACGAGGGCGCGGGAAUGCUUUUGCAUAGAGUCGAUAAUGAGGCCAGCAAUCACAUCUUUUUUUUUUUUUAAGUCGGUCUUUUCAAUCACGGACUUACAACCACGUCUGUCAAUCAUUCAGGUCUCAAAUGAUAUUAGCUCGUCCUGGUCUUAUCAAACAAACAAACAGAUCAAUAAAAAAUAAUAGUAAUAAAUAAUGUUGAAAAAAAAAUUGAUUCUAUCCAUCCACCUCUGUGGCGCUACAGCCCAUGUCGGGUUUAGUCCUGCCUCACCACUUCCUUCCACUCAGACCUAACGGAAGCUUUUCUUUUCCAUACUUGGAUUCCCAGCUGAUGUAGAUCUUUUUCCACACCACCCAUCCCUCUAAGCCUGGGUCUGCCUUUGAGCCUUUUUCCUCUGGUGUUUUGGUGGUGCACCCUCUUCAGUCCUCUGCCAUUUGGCAUUCUCUCUCUCUAAGUGUCCCGCCCAGCGUAGAGUAUCUUCCCCCCCCCCUUCCAACUAGCGUGGAAUCCUGAUAUAGUCUACACGAUUCCUGGUUGGUUCGUAUUCUCAAUCCAUAUUCAUCCUUUGUCGGUCCAUUUAUUUUCAAGAGAACUUUUCUCUCCCACGUAUUUAAAAGGUGAUUCUGCCGCUUAUAUAAUUAAAUUUGAAAUAAUUUAAAUCUAGAAAUGCGUCAUCCAUGUUGUUGUUUUUGUUUGUUUUUUUUGGGGGGGGGGGAAGGGUGUGGGGUUGGGGUGCAUGGAAUAAAAGAUCUGUUGAUUAAAAAACAAAUUAUGAGCCAGCCAAAUAAAUGGAUUACGCUGAUUUCAUCUUACCUUCUUGUUACCUUCUGGUUACCUUCUUGUUGUCAACAUGAUGAUCAGUGAGUGAAGAAAGUUUACAUGAUUGCUGUCUUAUUACAUGAACACAGAGUAAGAUCAAUUUUACCAACUUAUAUCAACUAUUUACACAGAGUUAGAUCAAUUUUAUCAACUUAUAUCAACUAUUUACACACAGUUAUAUCCAUUUUAUCAACUUAUAUCAACUGUUAUCAAAUUGUAACAAACGUUAUUAUAUUCUAUUAAUUUAUGUGAGACACUAUGAGGUUCUAUCUCAUUAAAAGACACCUUAAAAAAAGGAAUACUUAUUUUUAUAUGGACAAAAAUAUCUAACAUGGCUUCUAAAGUUUCACCGGAUUUUUUUUUUGUUUUUUUUUUUUUUUUUUCCACGUUUCCAUACUAAAAAAUUUAUAUUAAAAAAAACACUUGUAAAAUGUCUCAAAUGCGCUUUUGGUGCGUAAUAUUUUCUUUCCUUUUUUUUUUUACAUAUGUCACAAUUUACAUUUAAUGUAAUGACUGCACAAAAAUCUGUGAGAGGGGGGGGGGCAUUAGACUAGUAAUAUAGUUCAGCGGAAGUAGACAAGUGGGCGUCGGCGUACCUGAAGGGUGAGGAGCGGAUGCGGUCAGCACGAGUUGGGAUUCUUAUAAAGUGAUUAUCUUGAAUGCAGGUUUUGUUAAGUAACUUUAGUGGAUAGGGUGGUCGACGCGUCGCCGCUGCCACUGUCUGGCCGGGCCAGAUCGAGUACACAAUUUGGCAUAACGGAAAAGAAACUAACAUUUAAAAUGCCCUACUAAAAAGUGUUUCCUAAAAAAAUGUAUGUUUUUUUUGGGUUAAAACUAUACCAAUCCCCCUUGACACUAUCGAGUUCACUUCUCUCCAUCCAGUGUCCACUCUUAGAUACGAGCGUCUACUCCCCUGAAACGAGGGUUCCCAGUUAGCAAUGUGAGUGAUCCGUGUUAACAAUGUGAGUGAUCUGUGUUAAAAAUGUGAGUGAUCCAUGUUAACAAUGUGAGUGAUCCGUGUUAACAAUGUCAGUGAUCCAUGUUAACAAUGUGAGUGAUCCAUGUUAACAAUGUGAGUUAUCCAUGUUAACACUGUGAGUGAUCCACGUAAACACUGCGAGCGAUCCAUGUAAUCAUUAUGAGCUCUCCGUGUUACGACUGAGACCCGCUGAUUUCUGAGUCCACAUUUUUACCAGCUCCCAGGCCAUGCUCUCACGCCGAGUUACGGCCCCUUGCCUGGCUAAUUAAUUUGUUCGGUCCCACGAGAGUUAACUUGUCAUUAGCACGGACACAGAUUGUGGACAACACAGCGCCGUGCUUAUAAUUAACUCUUUCACACCCAACUUUAUCUAAGCUGUAAAGAAAAAAAAAACAACUUCUAAAGGUAAUCUAAAGAUUAAAAGAAAGAGAAAAUCACCAAUAACUUUAAACAAAAAUGUAAGCGAAGGGUUUGUGGUAGAAAGGAUUGUGUACAAAGCGGACACAGAGGAAGAGGUGUUUAUAUUGAAAAUGGACGGAUUUAGAGGAAGUGGUGUUUAAGUUGAAAUUGGACCUAUUUAGGGGACGAGGUGUUUAAGUUGAAAGUGGACGUAUUUAGAGGAAGAAGUGUUUAAGUUGAAAGUGGACGUAUUUAGAGGAAGAAGUGUUUAAGUUGAAAGUGGACGUAUUUAGAGGAAGUGGUGUUUAAGUUGAAAGUGGACGUAUUUAGAGGAAGUGGUGUUUAAGUUGAAAGUGGACGUAUUUAGAGGACGAGGUGUUUAAGUUGAAAGUGGACGUAUUUAGAGGAAGAAGUGUUUAAGUUGAAAGUGGACGUAUUUAGAGGAAGUGGUGUUUAAGUUGAAAGUGGACGUAUUUAGAGGACGAGGUGUUUAAGUUGAAAGUGGAGGUAUUUAGAGGAAGUGGUGUUUAAGUUGAAAGUGGACGUAUUUAGAGGACGAGGUGUUUAAGUUGAAAGUGGACGUAUUUAGAGGAAGAAGUGUUUAAGUUGAAAGUGGACGUAUUUAGAGGAAGUGGUGUUUAAGUUGAAAGUGGACGUAUUUAGAGGAAGAGGUGUUUAAGUUGAAAGUGGACGUAUUUAGAGGAAGAAGUGUUUAAGUUGAAAGUGGACGUAUUUAGAGGAAGUGGUGUUUAAGUUGAAAGUGGACGUAUUUAGAGGAAGUGGUGUUUAAGUUGAAAGUGGACGUAUUUAGAGGAAGAAGUGUUUAAGUUGAAAGUGGACGUAUUUAGAGGAAGAAGUGUUUAAGUUGAAAGUGGACGUAUUUAGAGGAAGAAGUGUUUAAGUUGAAAGUGGGCGUAUUUAGAGGAAGAAGUGUUUAAGUUGAAAGUGGACGUAUUUAGAGGAAGAAGUGUUUAAGUUGAAAGUGGACGUAUUUAGAGGAAGAAGUGUUUAAGUUGAAAGUGGACGUAUUUAGAGGAAGAAGUGUUUAAGUUGAAAGUGGACGUAUUUAGAGGAAGUGGUGUUUAAGUUGAAAGUGGACGUAUUUAGAGGAAGAAGUGUUUAAGUUGAAAGUGGACGUAUUUAGAGGAAGAGGUGUUAAAGUUGAAAGUGGACGUAUUUAGAGGACGAGGUGUUUAAGUUGAAAGUGGACGUUUUUUAGAGGAAGACGUGUUUAAGUUGAAAGUGGACGUAUUUAGAGGAAGUGGUGUUUAAGUUGAAAUUGGACGUAUUUAGAGGAAGAGGUGUUUAAGUUGAAAGUGGACGUAUUUAGAGGAAGAAGUGUUUAAGUUGAAAGUGGACGUAUUUAGAGGAAGAGGUGUUUAAGUUGAAAGUGGACGUAUUUAGAGGAAGUGGUGUUUAAGUUGAAAGUGGACGUAUUUAGAGGAAGAGGUGUUUAAGUUGAAAAUUGACGUUGAAGUUUAAGCUCAGUAUUUCAAAGAGUAGUGUUUGGUAACAAAGCAGUACUGUAUGUAACUUUUGUUAGACAAAUUUUAUCCUUAAAAUAAUGUAUACAUAUUGAGCCUACAUAUAAAAAUGCUGAGUAGUGUAUUAUUAUCUUUUUAAAUUUAGAUCCACAAUCUAUGUUGGUUAUAUCUAUGCAUCGCAUACCUUCUAGAAACCUAAAAACAACAACAUCAACAAAAAAAACAAAAACAAAACCAACUCAAGCCUCUUUUACCCCCAAAAUUUUCAGAGUGCUUAAAUUUAAUUUUAGAUCAAGUCCCGAAAAUGUGGACUAUGCUCUCUAAAUAUCUGUUUCCUAAUCAUUUGAACGGUUGUUAUAACCUCUGCAGUUAAGCCCACGGUUGAUAUUGCUCACAAGGCGAUCUUCAGCUUGUUCAAACUUUGCCGAACCAGAAGUUCUGUCCGCUACUCUACAGACAGCGUCUUCUACCAGACGCGAUGUUGUAUUAGCGGAUAUAGUGUAGGUAAAAAAGGGUAAAUGGGGAGGGGGGGGGGGGCACCACCGUCUUACCCGGCCCUAUGAAUAUGUCUCGAGCUUUCACAUGGCUCCCUGCACAAAACGGCUGGCCUUUGCUUGACCCGCCAAUUCGUAUGCAGAUCAGAUCAGACACGGAGUGAAAGGGGGUUUUCUCCGCGACCACGGUGUCAUUGCCCAAGUGAAUAAUUUACACGAGUCAAUAUUGAUAGAUGACUACCGGACACUUCAAACAAAUGUGUACUCGAUACUUUCAAUACCGACACUUUAAAAAAAAUUGUAAACUCGAUACUUUCAAUACUGAAACUUUAAACAAAUUUUUAUUCGAUACUUUUUUUAAAAAAAAGCUUAAGGAUAAUUUGAGUCGGAAUGUUAAGGAGUCGUAAUCACUUCUGUGACGCCUAUUUACAUUCGAUAAAAAGUUAUGAAUAAAUUAUCUUACUUUUAUCCACAAUCUUAAAAAUCAUCAAAAUUGCGUGGGUUGAUUUCACCCUACUCUCACCCCAAAAGUCUCUUCGCCCUGGAGUAACAUGUCAACCAAGAUACCCCAAAGGAGAUAUUUCCUUGUGAGCAUGUCGACUGCGAUGUUCCCUCCUCUCACUGUGAAGGAGACCCACUGUGAAGCCAGGGCGUAACAAGAAAUAUAAGACAAAGGCUCUCAAAUGGGAUGGGGCCGCGUAAAUAACAUGUGUAUAUCCCAUUUUCAUAUCUUCUUAUGUUGCUAAUUGGAUCACUGUGAGGUCUGGAAGAUGAGGCAAAUGCUCUUUUCGUUUCACAUUUGAUUGGUCAAACCAUUUGAAUGUCCAAAUAUUUGGUGAGGCAUUCGAUUGGUCCAACAAUUUCAAUGUCCAAAUAUUUGGUGAGGCAUUUGAUUGGUCCAACCAUUUCAAUGUUCAAAUAUUUGGUGAGGCAUUCGAUUGGUCCAACAAUUUCAAUGUCCAAAUAUUUGGUGAGGCAUUUGAUUGGUCCAACCAUUUCAAUGUUCAAAUAUUUCAUGAGACAUUUGAUUGGUCCAACCAUUUCAAUGUCCAAAUAUUUCAUGAGACAUUUGAUUGGUCCAACCAUUUCAAUGUCCAAAUAUUUCAUGAGACAUUUGAUUUGUCCAACCAUUUGAAUGUCCAAAUAUUUGGUGAGGCAUUUGAUUGGUCCAACCAUUUCAAUGUCCAAAUAUUUGGUGAGGCAUUUGAUUGGUCCAACCAUUUCAAUGUCCAAAUAUUUGGUGAGGCAUUUGAUUGGUCCAACCAUUUCAAUGUCCAAAUAUUUGGUGAGGCAUUUGAUUUUUCCAACCAUUUCAACGUCCAAAUAUUUCAUGAGGCAUUUGAUUGGUCUACCCAUUUGAAUAGCAUGUACGACUGACGAUUAUUGUAUGUGUGUGCUGAGUGAACUUUUGUGACCUGAUCGUCCUGUGUUGUUGUCGUGUUGCAUGACUGGACGUGGUGAGCUGUUUUCAAGGAACGUUUAAACUUAAAUGGGGGAACACUGGGUUAGGGAAAUGGAGUGAGAAGUCAUGUGAUGUGAGUCAGGUAUAAAAAGAAUGUAGAUUGAGGAAUAAAGAUGAGCUGUUAUACUGACCACACACGCGCGGGUUGGGAUCAUAUUGUAUCAUUACGCCCAAUACAAAGUCGCAAAACACUGUGAAAGCCAUUUGUUUGGACUACCCAACCCCCACCCCCCCCCCCCCCCCCCCCCCCCCCCGCCCCACACACCGCUAGCCCACUUCAUAUCCCCCCCCCCCCCACCCCCACCCCCACCCCCCCCCCCCCUGACAGUUCCCAAAUAGUUGUAUAGCCAUUUGAAUCCCCCCCCCCCCUCUUCCCCGACAAUGUCCAAAUAGUUUUUCGGCCAAUGUCGGCUUUUAUUCAUGUCGAAAUUGGUCCCCAUGUUGCUGGUGACACAUUUUUCUGAACGAUAGCAGGCAAAUAGUGUCCAAUAAAAAUAAAAUGUAAUAAUAUAAGAUUCCCUUGUAAGGGACUUAAUUCCUGUUAAAAGGAUUAUGAACUUAGUUGCCUUCCUUAAUUGUACACAUUUUACUGUAUUAAAAAAACAAAAACAAAAAACAUCCUUUAUGUUUUUUUCUAUCAUUACAUGACAAACUCAUCACUGACUCCUGAUGUGUCAGAAAAGGUCUGGUACUGAUUACGACUUCCAUUGGUUAGAUUCAGUUCGACUGAUGGCUCUCUACAUUAAAACAUUACAUUUUGGUAACAAAAUUAUUACCCUUAGCCAAAGACCUGAGAACUUUAUAUUGUUUGUAUUGUUUGAAGGUUACGCUAAGGAUGUGAGUUCAAUGUAUCUGUACCACCCCCACACCUUCCUCCCCCCCCAUUUAUAUUGUUUUUAUUGUUUGAAGGUUACCCAAAGGGAGUGAGUUCAAUGUAUCUGUACCCCCCCCCCCCCCUCCCCCCCCCCCCCCCCGGAUGUUUGAAAAAAUGAACAAGAUCAAACCAAACAUCAAUUGAACGCCCCAAACUUGACCUACUUUCAGAGUUGCACAGUUUAUUAAUCAAAUAUAUGUUAUGGGCUCUUAGAACAUGACAGAUCCUCAUGGGGACGCACACAUUUAUUUAGUCGACGUUGGUUCGCCAUCAGUCCUGCCCCCCCUCCCCCACGACCCUAAUAAAUUGUGUCGUAGAAUAGAAUGUUUGAUGAAUUCUGCUCUAAGCCUUAUUCAAAGGGUUGUACGCGAAAUGUCGUGUGUGCCAUGGGCGUCUUUUGGGUUUCUGAACUGUGCCAUGGGCGUCUUUUGGGUUUCUGAACUGUGCCAUCGGCGUCUUUUGGGUUUCUGAACUGUGCCAUCGGCGUCUUUUGGGUUUCUGAACUGUGCCAUCGGCGUCUUUUGGGUUUCUGAACUGUGCCAUCGGCGUCUUUUGGGUUUCUGAACUGUGCCAUGGGUGUCUUUUGGUUUUCUGAACUGUGACAUGGGUGUCUUUUGGGUUUCUGAACUGUGUCAUGGGUGUCUUUUGGGUUUCUGAACUGUGCCAUGGGGCGUCUUUUGGGUUUCUGAACUGUGCCAUGGGCGUCUUUUGCGUUUCUGAACUGUGCCAUGGGCGUCUUUGAAUUUCUGUUCUUGGACAUGGGCGUCUUUUGGUUUAUGAAUAGUCUCAGUUCGCUUUGACCAUUGGUCUGCACAGUAAACCACACGUGCCAUGCCCGUGUCCAUAUCAAGUAGAGCAAAUUUUUAAUUUAUUUAAAUUUUGAAGACAUCAGGUAACAUUAUCUUCGAACGCUUGAAGGUUUAAUCACAAAAUGCAACUUUGAUGCCCGAAGCUCUCACUGUUUACCAUACUUUAUUUAACACCAUCUGACAUUUUAUUUUCUUUGGGGGGGGGGGUGUACUUUCAAAUAAUACAAUUUAUUCACCUAAAAAAGGAGAAAGAGAGCGAAAGAAGGUGUGGAAGGUGAAUUGAUAAUUUCAAUAACAGGCGGACACACUGAUAUUGCCAUUAAAUAAAAUCUACCGUGUAUGCUUUUCUUUUCUUCUGCAUCACCAAAUGGGCCGAGUACUAACAAAAAUAUUUAAAAAAUGGACCACGUGACUUACCAAACGAUAUUCUUAGGAAUGAAGCACUCUAAAGUCACGUGGGACUCUGAUUUCAAAGUUUGUACAAACACCUCCUCACCGCAACACCGGAGCCCCCACUUUCGGGCCCCAAGAGCUCCGGCAGCGGUUUACCGAGUACACAUUCUUGACAGACCUCCCCAAAACUCGCUUCCGUCAUAAACAUUGGUGUUUAAACACUGAGCGCUUUCCGCUAGCUGGAUGGUGCUUAGGUCUCUACCAUUAAACUCCUGAUGCUUUGAAGAUUCAGUGUGUUGUUUGUUGUAAUGAACCAUUAAGAGAUUUGCACCAGGGGUUGCAGUUUUAACUUCUUUGUCGGAGAUUUCAAAAAUCCAGAUAUAUUAUUUUAAAUCGACCGAAUUUCAUAAAAAAAGUUAGAUUUCGCUUCAUGAUUUUUAUGUGUGUCAUGCAACUUUUUAUAAGUGUUUUAUUCAACUUUUUAUGUUAUCAAAGUCAAGUUAAACUUUUUUUUUUAGUUUUCAGUGGAUAACAGGAUUAAGUUUAGAUUUUGAUUUAAUUCAUUUAAAAACCAAUGAGAAUUUGUAGCUUUCUGUCCAUACGAUGUGUCAUCAUUGAGUCCAUGCGAAAUGUCAACUUUGAGUCCAUGCGAGUUGUCAUCUUUGAUUCCAUGCGAGGUGUUAUCUUUGAUUCCAUGCGAGGUGUCAUCUUUGGGUCCAUGCGAGGUGUUAUCUUUGAUUCCAUGCGAGGUGUCAUCUUUGAGACCAUGCAAGGUGUCAUCUUUGAAUCCAUGGAUGUGUCAUCUUUGAGUCCAUGCGAGGUGUCAUCUUUGAGUCCCAUACUCAGACUGUUGUUUCUGUUGCUACGCCACUCAAGCUAUAGAAGUUAUUUCGUGAAAAAUUGUCCUUGAAACCCCAUUUUGUAGUCAUUUUUUGUUGUUGUUUUUUGUAUCGCUUUUGUGUCAAGAUUCUCUCUGUCUCUGUAAGCUGCGGACCAAGCCGUUUAUUACAUGGUCACCUUAUCACGGCAUUGACAAUCUCUGGUCAAAUAAUUAUUGACCACAUUUCAAAAAAGGAAGCGUGUCUCUUAUGUUCUAGCUUGGAGCUGGGGGCUCGUCUGAUUUAGAACCACUGUUUGCUUGUCGGACUCAUUAGGUCGGGUCUCGCUGACCGACGUUAUCACCGAGCAGAUAGAAUUUUACGGCUGAAAACAUUACCAUUACUUUAUGCGGGAAAGAUCUUGAAAACAUUACCAUUUCUUUAUGCGGGAAAGAUCUUGAAAACAUUACCAUUACGUUAGCGAUAAUGUACAGACCGUUAAAAAACAACAACAUAAAAUGGCGUAACAUAAGAUUUAUGCUUUGAAUAAUUGCCCUGCUGUGUAUGCGAUAUUAAUAAUCGAUAAACGAUAUCAGUAAUCGAUCCUGUUUUUUUUUUUUUAAAUAGAUUUAAAUCUCAUUACAAUAAGGCGGCCACAUUACGUGGCUGCCCGGUGGCAUUCAAUACAAUGCACAAAAAUUGUGUGCUGCUGGUUUAGUUUUAAAAGGAACACGUUUUAAAAAAAAUAAUAAUAAUUUUUCUUUUAUUUAAUUUUUCCGGAAUUCUUGAGACUUUUUUUUUUUUGGAUCGGAUUCCAACUUUUUGUUUUAUCUGUAGCUUAUGGCGUAGUAUGAAAUACGCAUUGAAAAAACAUGAAUAAAUAUAACAUAAAAUACUAAAACAAUUACUAUACCAACAUAUAUAACCGUUUAUCACCAUAUAUCACAGUAGGUCACAAUAUAUGACUAUAUAUAUCCAUAUAUCGCCAUAUAUCACAAAAUAUCACAAUAUAUAUCACAUAUUGCCAUAUAUCACCAUAUACCGCCAUAUAUCAUCAUAUAUCGCCAUAUAUCACCAUAUAUCGCCAUAUAUCGCCAUAUAUCGCCAUAUAUCACCAUAUAUCGCCAUAUAUCACCAUAUAUCACCAUAUAUCGCCAUAUAUCACCAUAUAUCGCCAUAUAUCACCAUGUAUUUUCAAAUGUCACCAUACAUCGACAUAUAUCAUCAUGUAUUGCCAUAUAUCGAUUUUUACCGCCAUAUAUUACCAUAUCAUCACCAUAUAUCACCAUACACCAUCAUAUAAUCACCAUAUAUCACCAUAUAUCAAAUAUUUAUUUAAUCAUAAUAUCACAAUGUACCACAAUUAUCACCACAUAAUCACCAUAUAUCCCUAUACACCAUCAUAUAUCACCAUAUAAUCACCAUAUAUCACAUAUAGCACCAUAUAAUCAAAAAAUACCACCAGAUAUACCACCAAAUAAUCACCAUAUACCACCGAAUAACCACCAUAUACCACCAAAUAAUCAAUAUAUACCAUCAGUAUUAUAAGGUGUUCCACUUAAAACAGAUUCAAGUGCAACCAUCGUAAAGCCCCACAUUGACGUGAUCCGUUUUUUAUUGAGCCAAUUAUCACGUUAUGGCGCGCUUUCAAUCAAUAUUUUAUGCCGCUCCCCCUACCCCCCCCCCUCCAAACCGUGCCAAGUAAGGAACUUCCAAUGUCUUUCACCCCCCAGGAAAGGAAUAGCACAUAGAGCUGAAAAUAAAAGCAACCCUGAAGAGUUUCCCGGCCAAUACUUGGACACAAAAAAAAAACCGUAUUAACAUUUAGUUUAGUAUUGUAAGAUUCUAUUAUGCUGAACCACUUUCAUACAACAAGACUCGGAACAAUGCUCAACAUUAAAUGGCAGGACAGGGGUCCCAGACACUGAGGUGCUCGCUCACACGGGCAGGUCUCCCGAACAUCUUUACCAUCUAAAUGAAGCCCAAGCUUCGCUGGGCGGGACAUGCUGUGAGAAUGUCAGACGGCAGUCUGCCCAAAAGAAUUUUCUAUGGUGGGCUCCAACGAGGCAAGCGGUUUGCUGGCGGACAGAAGAAAAUGUUUUAAAGACAUCCUAAAAGCCUCACUGAAAGCGUUCAGCAUAAACCCAGACACGUGGGAGGAAAUAACAAAGGAUCGAACAUCAUGGCGUUCUACUUGGCACAGGAGCUCCAUGCAACAUGAAGUUGGCAGAACAGCAGUUGCACAGCGCAAGAGAGGAAGGCCCGAUCUGAAUCUGCUCCCGGAGAUGCCCCCUGCACCCACUACACAAGAGAAUUUCGUGCAAGAUCGGCCUCGUUAGACAUCUACUCACCCACAGACAGAACUAGCAAAGAUCUGCUGAUUAAAGUGGUCAUGGUUGACUCCCGAUGGAUGAACAACAACAACUAAGACAACAUAAGAUUAUAUAAGAUUAUAACGCUUUAGAUAUGUAUUGAUACCAACUAUUACAGUGGCAUCAUCUUUCCUUCAUCUUCCCCUUAAAACACAGAACAAACUGAUUUUUUUUUCGAGGUAGGGGUUGGGCUGAUUACUUUUAAGGAUGUGUUGUCAUCGGCAACGAGUCUGUGUAUCAUAUUUCCUCUCGAUAAGUUGACGGGAAGUGGGUCAAUUAGCCUUUGGAAGAUUUUGCCACACACACAGCCAGAAAGAAAUGCACGAACGCACGCGAAGUUAAUGUCAAGGUUUUAAAAAUACCGGAGGAUGAACCACAAUUCCUCUGGCUAAAUUUAAAAUAUUUGUUAAAACGAAAGUUCCGAGAGUAACGAAACAAGAUGUCUUCCGCUCGCGUUGUUCGGUGUAGGCAAGUGCCGAUGUCUCGAUGUCUUCAAUUAUUUAAGGGCAUGCCCAUUUCAUUUUGUUCACGUGAAGCACGCAGGCCUACAUGGUCGUUCUACCUUGGCCAGUCCACACGAUUCUAUUUCAUUAUUUAGUCAGACCUUUGAGUUGACGACAACACAGGUUCCAUAUGCAUAGACAGACAUUUUUACGUGAAAUAAAUUGAGCCAACCGGAAUCACGUCAUUUUUAAAUAAAAAAAUAAUUAUUUUUAAAAGACAAUUAAAUAUUAUUUUGUUAAUGUUAGUUGUUCUUGGGGAUAGCUCUCUAACAAUUCAUUUGGUAUGGAUAGGUGCGUUGACUGAAGGGGUGCAACUUCUAAACUCUAAAGGGAACCAGAUAUGCUAAGUGGGGGGGGGGGGAGGAGGGGAAGCUGUCGUAAAACGGGGGGAUGGAGGUAGGCCAGAUGAGCUUCUCAGCUGAACUUUCCCUCUCCUAGGAUUCUAUACCAUGCCGUGUGCGAUUUUUAAAGGGUAAUCCAAAAAAGGGGGGGGGGGGGGAGGAGGGGAAGCUGUCGUAAAACGGGGUGAUGGAGGUAGGCCAGAUGAGCUUCUCAGCUGAACUUUCCCUCUCCUAGGAUUCUAUACCAUGACGUGUGCGAUUUUUAAAGGGUAAUCCAAAAGAAGCGAGGGGCUUGUGGGGGUGGGGGUAUUGAACCUGAUACAAAGGCCCCCACCAGACAAAAAGACGCCCAUUAGAUGCGAAGACUCCUAAGCGAUACAAAGACUCCCAUGCGUCGCAAAGACUCCUACGCGAUACAAAAAGAACUAUACUUGGUUACAGACACGGCAACACUAUAACAUGACAUUAACAGGACAAUAACAUUACACUAUCAAUACAUUAACACACAAUAGCAACUGAACAACAGUACAAUUACCGUAGUGCAAUACAAAUACAAUAGCAGUACAAAAGCAAAACAAUCACAGUGCAUUAAAAGUACAAUAACUAAAUAGCAAAAAACAAAUUAAUAACAAAGUAUCUUACACUCUGCCAGUAAACACUGCACUGAAACUCACACAUACAGGCACGCAUACAUAUGCUUAUAAGCACGUACGCAGACUCAAACACACGCAUGCAUGCACACACACACACGCACCAUCACACAUAUGCGCACGUACACACAUACACACGCACACACACGCACACACAUACACGCCCAUGACAAAAUGAAAUGACAGGAAGCUCCACAACAAAGUACGUCCCUGAUUAAAGAAACAGCAGCCGCCAUGUUCCCACCAGAACCGGAAGUCAAUGAUGGAUAUGUACAGCAGUGCACUAUUGUACCGGGGUGUCGGUAAAGUACAGGAAAUUGACGUCAUUGGCGGGGCCGCCAUGUUUUUCAUGUCCUGUUGUUAUUAGGUGUAAGGGACGGGCAAGGAAGUACUUGUUGGAUUUUAGUGUGUGUCUGGGUGUGCGUGGGUGUGUGUGGGUGUGGGGGGGGUUGUUUGGUUUUUAAUAGGAAGGAUCGCAGGAUUUUCAAGAGGAGGACGCCUGCUGGAAUCAGCGUUUAAAACUUUUUUUUUCCUUUUACAAAAAACGUUAGAAGAAUAGUGUGUUCUUGCACCAACGGAUUCUGGCAAAGUACGCAGUGAUGAGGCUCUAACUGAAAAUUCUGAAUGAGUGGCCAUUCGUUCAGUCAUGUGGCCCUGAAGGGUCACGUGGCCUUGUAAGUCAUGUGGCCCUGUAAUGACAUGUAACAUCGUGAGUCAUGUAGCGCUGAGAGACAUGUGGCGCCGUCAGUCACGUGGCGCUGUGAGUCAUGUGGCAAUGCUAUUCAGGUGGCCCUGUGAGUCAGGUGGCCCCGUAAGUCACGUGGCAUUGUGAGUCAGGUGGCCCUAACAUCAAAGUCUAAAUGAGUAGCCCUUUGGAGAGUUCAAAAAUCUUUAAUAUUUAAUAUUAAUAUAUAUCCAUAUAUAAAUUUAUUUAUAAAAGCAUUUGGUCACACCAAAAACUGUAUUUUAAAAAUAAUAUUAAUUUUUUUUUUAAAUAAAUGUUGAUUAAAUCUAGAGUGGCCCAUUUUAAAUGUACCACACAGAAGAGGAAACGCUGUGAUACUCAAAAAAUAGGAGCUGCUCAUUCCUGCUCAAGGCAAUCAGGGACUGGAACAAUCUUUCCAAAGGAACGGUUGAGGCGACAACACUAGACACAUUUGUGUCUAUUGCCUCAAGCCUUCAAACCCCUAGUGCAUGAUUCCCUCAUAAAGUGGCACUGGAAAUCAGUGAAAUGUCCUCAUCAACACCAGGCACAGAAACAUUGCAAAUCCCAUCUACAUGCAUAGGAGCCAAAAUGAUCAAUAACUUGAUCAAGGGCCCUUAAGAUAUAGAAGAAGAAUAAAAUGUUUAUAAAAUUUAAAAAAAAAAAAUAAUUACUGUAUUUAUUGGCGUAUAAGACGCACCUCAAUUUAAGAAGGAAAUUUCAGGGGGAAAAAAAAACUAAACAUUAUAUAGGCGUGUAACACGCACACAUCAUUUGCCCACUAUUUUCAUGGAGAAAAAGUGCAUGUUAUACGCCAAUAAACACGGUAAUCAUAAAUGAUUUAAUUUAACUCUUGAAAUGGCUGACCAACCACUGCAGCGUCCACUUUCUCAGCUCGCAUUUUACUUUUUUAUGUUCAGUUUAGUUCGUACAUUUUCGUUGCCAAGCUAAAUCGGUACACGAAUCAGAAGACCUGUAGUCUUCUAUGAUCUUUGCACUGCGGCAUCGCUAAACAACAAUCUCCUCCUAUUGGAGUAAGCUUUUCAGACGUUUUUAUCACCGUGGAAUACCGGAAGUAGGCCGACGCAGCAUGUCGAGGACCAAUAGAAAAUGAACUCGGCGCGCGCGCUGAUGAUCUCCAACCAAAUGCCAUUAAACCUCUUCCCAUUCAGCUGUUUUGAAAUCUAUUUUUAAAAUUGAUGCAGUGAUUGUGUUGUUUCUGUGUGGAAAUACCAGAAUGGACCACUUCAUCUGAUUACAAGCUAUUAAUUUUUUCUAUUAUUCAAUCGAUUACUACUUUUGUUCCAUCGACUAUAUCUUUCAUUCCCAUUGUCGUCAGAAUUGCAAAAAGUCCCCUUCACCCAAAAAAAGGGGGUGAGGUGGGGGAUCUUUAGGCUAUACAGUGAAGGGAGGGGAUUGUAGAAUAACAGUCUGAAGGAUCUCAGGGUGGGAGGGGGGGUUUGAGGGGAGGGCUGGGGGAGGCGCUGAUGUGACGUUGUUAAGUGGGCUGAAGAUCGAACGUCCCUAAGGGCUGAUGCAAAGAUUGUUGUGUAUGUGGAUGUGUGUGUGUAUGGGUGUGUGUGUGUAAGUGUUGUUUUUUUGUUGUGGAGGCUGGGGUUAUAAAGGGUUUGGGGGACUAAGGCGUUGUCGGGCUCACGUAUUUGGUGACAAUGAAUUCAAAUAUUAUCAAUUUCCGAUAUAAAUGUUGUUAAAAAUUCAGUGCUGGCACUGUCAAGGUAUUUGUGUGAAGAUUUUCUCCCCCCCCCCCUACUCCCUUCCUAAUAAUAAGACUGACCCCGACACCAAAUCUUUAAGACUGAUUGUGACACCAGAUCCCUAAGACUUAUUGUGACACCAGAUCGUUAAGAACUGUCAAGGUAUUUGUGUGAAGAUUUUCCCCCCCCCCCCCUACUCCCUUCCUAAUAAUAAGACUGACCCCGACACCAAAUCUUUAAGACUGAUUGUGACACCAGAUCCCUAAGACUUAUUGUGACACCAGAUCGUUAAGAUUGAUUGUGAUACCACCUUUUUAAGACUGAUUGUGAUACCAAAUCUUUAAGACUGAUUGUGAUACCGAAUCUUUAAGACUAAUUGUGAUACCAACUUUUUAAGACUGAUUGUGACAACAGAUCUUUAAGACUGAUUGUGAUACCAGAUCUUUAAGACCGAUUGUGACACCAGAUCUUUAAGACUGAUUGUGACACCAGAUAUUUUAGACUGAUUGUGACGCCAGAUGUUUAAGACUGAUUGUGAAACCAGAUUUUUAAGACUGACUCUGACCUUUGAACUCCAAAUAUUUUUGUUUUGUUUUGUCCACAGAUAACUAUGAAAAUAACACACCUUGCGCCCACGGCCUUACACUGACCACCUGUGUCCCGCAGUCCGGCGAAACUGAACUGAGGCCCUAAGGUCAAGAUGGAAGAAGCCUCGCGACUUUCAAGGUCGGGUGUCGACGCCAUGACGACCGCCGGGCCUGGGCCUGAAAGAAGGACAUCGACCUUCACCACGGUCCAGGUAUGCGGACCCAGAGUUUCAAAGCACUGACUGCUAAGUUUAUUUAUCUACGACGUGGGCGCAGAAUGAAACUAGUAUUCUGGUCACAAAACUCCAUUUUAACAGCUUUAUGCUUACUUGUUACAUGCCGCUAUCAUGUGUAGAGAGCGUACGGCUUGUGACUAUUAGUACACAACAAAGGAUUAAACAUUAAUUAAAUACAGUAAUGAAGAGCGAUACCCAAAGUAGGGCUAAUUAGAAACAAUGAUUUAUUAAGCUAACUUGACAAAAACAAAAAUCAAAUGGAAUGAAAUAAAUCCAAGGCUUUUCACUUACAGUACAGCAAUGAACUGGUACCGGUGCAAUGUUAGAAAGGUGCACACACAUGCACAGUAAAUAUAAUGUACAAAAUCUACGAUCAGUACAGUAUGUCAGUCUAUAAGUCAAUUCGUCUCGCUCCCGACUUGCAUCGCGAAAAUCUGUCUUUCUCUCUCUUUGUCUUGCAGACUCUAUCUAGCUCUCCGUCCGUCGGCUUAUUUGUAUUCUUUCAGAGAGACUGUAUUCUUUUCCGGAAAGGGAUUACGCAUCGUAUCUGUACCUGGUCCUGUCUCGUAAGUUGUAGAGAAUUUGGCUAUAGGCUGUGCUUACACGUAGCCAGGGAGUUCAAGGGAGACCAUUUAUAAACAAGGCGAGCUUCCACCAUAGCAUCAUGUUCUAGUUGGGAUAUUUUAAAUGCGAAGAAAAGAAUGUCCGGCAAGCAACAUUCUUAGAAAAAAUAUUUUGCUUGUCACCACGGAUUCACGUUUUUUUUUUAAAAUGCGUAUUCCAUGAUGGGAUUAACUAUUUCUGUCUUCAGUCACUGAAAGUGAAUAGUUGCUUUAAAAAAGGAAACUGUAGGACUCUGACCCAUCUUUUGCGGACAGGUCUCAAAACCAAAUGUUAUGGAUUGAAUUCACAUACAAAGAUAUCUAUCUGGGUAAUAAGUCAUACAGAGCCACUAAGUUGCAGUGCGUGAAUUUAAGAGCUUAUUUUGUUAAAGCAAACUUAUAAGGAUAAGAAAGACGCGAAUCAAAAUUCACAUUUAAAUGACAAUGCUUUCCCGAAAAACUCAGAAAAAAAAAUACUAUUUUAGCAAAAUUCAUCAAACAUUUUGAUAAUAGUCAUAGAAUACAGGUCGCCUUAAAGAUUUUAUUCUUAAGAAGAUGAUCCUAUUCAAUGAUAAAUUCCACACUCUGUCUAUUUUUGUUGUGUUUUAAUUGCAGAUCACUCCCAUCAAAGCCUCACCGGAAAUGAAAAAUGCCAUCAGACGACAGAGGCGCAUGGUCGGCAUAGGCUACGCCCCUUCGGGACUUCCUUCCCAAAGGGUUUUCAAACCCGUCUACAGGGCCGUGCUGCCUGGGGGCGUCCAGCCCAACAGUACACAGUACACCAUCAUCACGUCCCACAGCCUGAGCGGACGUGACGUCACUGACGACCUCAAUGGCGUCCAUCAGCGUGACACGGUCGACGACGAGAUGGAGACUACCGCCAACAGCGCCAUUCCUAAAUACGGAAGUGACGUAAAGACGCUGAGGGUCAACAACGGUGGCUACAGCGUCAUCUACGAGAAAAGAGUUCACUUGCAAGGGGACAAAAUGGUGAGUCCGAGAGGAGAAGCAGACAAUGCCAUGCUUACAUCGACGCCUGCAAGUCUGAGGUUAACCCUCGCGCCCAACCAUCACCGUCAGUUGAACAUGGUGCGGUCAGUGACCUCAGAUCACCUGACUGGACGAAACCCGAUGGUCAGUAACAUGAAGCCGUUUUUGGAUGACAGCAGGAUAAGCAGCGAGUCCUGGCAGCGAGGUAAUCACGUGUUCCUGACACAAAGCAGGAGAGGACAUAUAAAUAUGACCUUCCAAGGUCAGGAACAUGGCUUUGCCGAGAACUCAAGAAAAACUGAUCCCCAGACAAUAAUGCAACCAGAUAUCACCGAUGCGGAGUCCGCACCGGCAACGGAAAAACCCGAUACGGGUAAUAUCCACCAGAAGCACAACAUGCCGAGAGAGAUGCCGUGUGUUGACUUUGCCAACAGCAUCAUCAGUGCCGUGAACUCUGACCUUAACCAAGUCUACCAACUCUGCCACGCAAGAGUCAAAUACUCAGACAUUAUAGAAAAAGCGCAGCCCCACAGGCUUAAUGACAACGCUUCGACGCGUGGGGGCGCAACAAGUAAACUAAGUAUUGGGGCCCCUAAUACUGGCGUGCCAAAUCAGCUCAGUUUUUUCUCUCCGACUUCUGCCGCCUCUUCGUCCCCUUUGACGUCUCCAAGGCGUUCACAGUUGUUCCCCAACCUUCUCGUUAAACCUUCCAGGCAGGUGUUUUCAAACAAGUCAGCUCUAGAAUUCGACACAUCCUCAUGGUCGACAACCUAUCCUGGACAAGAUUUUAAGAAAGAGUUCUCGGAAUCGUCCCAGACUUCAGCGCCAGAACCGGUGGUCGAUUAUGAUAAGUCCGAUACUUUCGUGAUCGAAUUUAACGGAAACGCUUCUCCGAAUUCAAAAAGACCAAUUUUAAAGCAUACUCUUAAAACGACCAACACUGGCGACACCUACGGCAAGACACCUGCUGGAGACGUCAACAACAACAGCAACAGCAGCAGCACCGAUACGUUUCCAACAGUUACAGCGGGUCAGGGUAGCAGGAAUGGAAACACGGGGGUGUCAACCAGUACGUUCAAUCUGCAAGCGAGACGGAAGCUCCCCGAGAACGCCGGGCCGACCGCUGGCAGCAGAGAAAAGGGGAGGCUAGUGCGAUUCAACGCUGAUCCUAAAAUUCACGAGUUCACUCCCUCCGAACCAGUUGUUCCCUCGAAGUUCCCUCAAACUGACUCGUAGAUUAUACACAUUGUAUUUUAUUAGUGGAACUAAAAAGAUAACCCGCCAAACCAUGGCGGCCAAACCAUGGCGGCCAAACCAUGGCGAUGGCAAUGCAUGCACUUCCCGUCUGCUAAAGUUACUUGACAAAACAUCCAUUGAAGUAACGCAAUUGUUAAGAAUUCCCAAUUAGUGCUGACCUCUAGGAAUUCACGCUCGCUUUGAACUCAGCCACACAUAUGUACUUUUAAAAUUGUUUUUUCUGAUUUACAACGUUCCGAGGCCAGUACUUUUUCCACAUGAAUUACUGUGUUAACAAAAAUUUGUUGGAAUAAAAAAAAAAAAGAAAAAGAUCAGUGAAGUCAAAAUACAUGUGUUAAUGUUUAUAAUACAGU